This is a messenger RNA of Drosophila bipectinata, 2341 nucleotides long. It is a transcript of the gene fd96Ca, whose product is annotated as forkhead domain 96Ca. Gene Ontology annotation, molecular function: RNA polymerase II cis-regulatory region sequence-specific DNA binding; DNA-binding transcription factor activity, RNA polymerase II-specific. NCBI's taxonomy places the organism in Eukaryota, Metazoa, Arthropoda, Insecta, Diptera, Drosophilidae. Gene Ontology annotation, biological process: anatomical structure morphogenesis; regulation of transcription by RNA polymerase II; cell differentiation. The record is from RefSeq and is a predicted model, not a curated record.
ACCGCCGCAACCACCGGCGGGGCAUUAGCUCUUCGCCAGAGCGGAGUAGUGUGGUCUGGUCGGACUGGUUUAUUCGUUUAGUAAAUCUCAGACUCUUUGCUUUGGCUCUCCUCGCCCAGCUCCGGCCAGGUUCGCUUUGAAGUUUCGCCGUGGCGGAGGGACAGGGAUGAUGCAUGUUCGCAUCGCGGUGAUUGGGAGAGAGCACGGGGGCAAUGAUGUGAGUGAUUAUAUUUUGAUUGCAUUGCUCACUGUGGUUGGUUGUACGGGGACGGCAUUGCUCACUUAGUACAAUAACCGGCACGUCGUCUGCCAGUCUGCUGAAACAGUAAUUUUUUGUGUGCCGUGUUCUUCGUUUGUUGUCGUUUGUUUUGUUCCCUCUCUCUAUCGCUAUCUUCGCCUCCAGUUUGGCCGAUGCCGCCGAAGUCUCUGCCGCUACUACCGCGCACUCCCCACGAGGCACGGCACCCUCCAUCAUCCUGGUCACUCCCCGCCGCACCGCUCACGUAUUCGCAUUCAGCUUUUGAUGGUAAUUUGCCAGGCCGGGGGAAACCUCAGUGAGAGUGCUUUUACAUUCAGUGUCGUCGCUGAAGCUUAUAACGAGCGUAGUUCUUGUGCAGAGUUUAUUGCCGACAGUUCGCGCGAUCUUGUUUGCCGUCGCUAUCCAAUCGCAAAUCGCCUCUGCCUUUCCUAUGCCGUUGCCGUUGCCUCCUCGGACGUCAUGUCGUAUCGCCAUUACACCACCAUAGGUUACUUAGUUCCUCCGACGGUUAAACCAGUGUCCUCCAGUGUCCGUCAUGCACUGCAUUUUAUUUAGGAUGUCGAAACUGAAAUAAUUAAAAGCAUUAAUUAUAAUUAUUAAGUGCAUUAAAAAUAUAUUUAGUUUGGCGCAAUAAAUCGCAGAAAAGUAAAUCACCUAGAACAGUUUCGCCUGGCCGGGUCACUUAACGGAUAAUAUACGGACCCGUUGGCAAAUAUGUAACACGGUGAUGUGUUGACCCAGUACAACCCAGUACAUCGCUCAAUAAUGCCCAGACCCUCGCGAGAAUCCUACGGCGAACAGAAGCCCCCCUACUCGUACAUUUCACUGACGGCCAUGGCCAUUUGGAGUUCGCCGGAGAAGAUGCUACCGCUGAGCGACAUCUACAAGUUUAUUACGGAUAGGUUUCCGUACUAUCGCAAGAACACCCAGCGCUGGCAGAACUCGCUCCGGCACAAUCUCAGCUUCAACGACUGCUUCAUCAAGGUGCCGCGUCGGCCGGACAGGCCCGGAAAAGGCGCCUACUGGGCUCUGCAUCCGCAGGCCUUUGAUAUGUUCGAAAACGGUAGUCUGCUCCGCCGGCGGAAGCGCUUUAAGCUCCACAAGAACGACAAGGAUCUGCUGAACGAGGAGCUUACCGCCCUGGCGAAUCUCAAUCGGUUCUUUUUCACCACCCGGAAUGGAGGUAGUGGAGCGCACAUGGCACCGCUAGACAUGAACGCCGGAGCCAUGCGGCUGGAUCCGAUGCCCAGGACGCCGAAUCACAUGCCAAACUCUCUGGGCAUGCCCCAUGUCAUCCCAGGAUCCAUUUCCAGUGCGGAUCACACGAACCUGUCUGACAUGGGACUGACCAGUCUGCCCUCGCUAACUAGCUCGGAUAUUGAGCUGCGACCAAAGCGAUCCUUUACGAUAGAGAGUCUGAUUACGCCGGACAAGCCGGAACAUCACUCCGAGGACGAGGACGACGAGGAUGAUCGCGUGGACAUCGACGUUGUGGAGUGCGGAGGCGGCGGCGGUAGCGCUGGUAGUAUCUCUCGGUAUCCUGGCACGCCCGCCGCCUCGGAGGAGUACAUGUCCGCCAGCCGAUCCAGCCGCACUGAGGAUCCCCUGCCACCGCUGCAUACGAUCAACGCCGGAGCGCACGUGCCCUUCCUGCACUAUGCCACCGGCGGAGCUAAUGUGGCCGGACUCCAGGCGGCGGGGCUUCCGGGCUCCAGUGCCAGUGCCACCUACGAGCUGGCUAUCUCGCAUCCGCUGUUUAUGAUGACAGCGCCCAUUGCCAACAUGCACAAUAUCUACUACAACAACGUCACAUUAGUGGCUCCGGCGCAACAGUAUCGGGCACCCGAGGUCCAGAAUAGAAUAGACAACGAUAUGCGUACGAUAUAGUAUUAGAUAAGCCGUUUGAAGCCAACAAACAGCAACCACAACAAUUAUGUAUAGCAUUAUUUAUGAAACGAUAUAUGUAUAUCCAUCCAAACGUAGUUCCUUUUGAAUUAAGGUUAAUUGUAAUAGGACCAAAACAUAUGGCACACCUAGGUGUUAGAAGGCAUGUAAAUAAAGCUUGUUAUACAAAUUUUAAUA